Puntigrus tetrazona (Sumatra barb) is the source of this 1716-nucleotide messenger RNA. It is a transcript of the gene cndp1, whose product is annotated as carnosine dipeptidase 1. The transcript is spliced from 12 exons. The record is from RefSeq and is a predicted model, not a curated record. Gene Ontology annotation, biological process: proteolysis. Gene Ontology annotation, cellular component: cytosol. NCBI's taxonomy places the organism in Eukaryota, Metazoa, Chordata, Actinopteri, Cypriniformes, Cyprinidae. Gene Ontology annotation, molecular function: dipeptidase activity. The coding region runs from base 149 to 1636 and encodes 495 amino acids.
CAUUUUGGCAGGUAUAAGCAGUUUUUUUUCCAUGCUGAGGCCAGCUCCUCGACCUUAUCUCCGCGGGAGGUACCUACGAUGAGAACUAUUUAAGACGCCUCGCAGCGCUGGGACGGCACUGAGCUCCGUGGAAGCCGAGCAUCUAGACAUGACGAGCAGCAACCGUUUCGUGGCUCUUCUUCUUCUUCUUCUGUGCUCCAGAGCGUCUUCCUUCAGAUUCGAGGAGCUCACGCAGUACGUCAACAGCCACGAAGAGCAAUUCGUCGAGACUCUGAGGCAGUGGAUCUCUGUGGAGAGCGACUCCAGCGAUGUUACGAAGAGAUCCGACCUGCACCGAAUGAUGGACAUGACGGCCGAGAAACUCAGACUCAUCGGAGGACGCGUGGAAAUGCUGGAAAUCGGGACACAAGCGCUGGUCAACGGAAGCAGCAUUGAUCUUCCUAAAGUGGUCACGGCUCAGUUUGGGGACGAUCCCAGCAAACGAACCGUCUGUGUUUACGGUCACGUGGAUGUCCAGCCGGCCAGGAGAGAGGACGGAUGGGCCACAGACCCGUACCAGCUCACAGAUAUCGACGGAAAUCUCUACGGAAGAGGAGCGUCUGAUAAUAAAGCUCCGGUUCUGGCCUGGAUCCAUACGGUGGAGGUCUACAAAGCCCUGAACAUCGAUCUGCCGGUGAACGUCAAGUUCAUCAUCGAGGGGAUGGAGGAGACCGGCUCCAACGGCCUGGACGCUCUGAUAGUGGCUCAGAAAGACUCGUUCUUCUCAGACGUGGAUUAUAUCGUCAUCUCUGACUGCGUGUGGCUCAGCAAGCGUCCGGCGCUGACCUACGGCACCAGAGGAAACUGCUACUUCUUCGCCGAGGUCGAGGGACCGAAGAAGGACCUGCACUCGGGGCUUUACGGAGGAACGGUGAUAGAGCCCAUGACGGACCUGAUCGGCAUCUUAGAUAAACUGAUCAGCCCCAGCGGGAAGAUCCUGAUCCCCGGCGUCCGAGAAGCGGUGGCUCAUCUGUCCGACGAGGAGUGGAAGACGUACCAAGACAUCGAGUUCGACCUCCAGAGCUUCCAGAGCGAGAUCGGCCUGAGCCAGCUCAUGUACAGCAACAAGGUGGAUCUUCUCGCCCAUCGCUGGCGUCACCCGACCGUCUCCAUCCACGGCAUCGAGGGCGCCUUCUCCUCGCCCGGCACCAAGACGGUCAUCCCGGCCAAAGUCAUCGCCAAGUUCUCCAUCCGCCAGGUUCCUAACAUGGACCCGGCCGUGGUGGAAAAACAGGUGACCGAUUACUUGCAUUCGGUGUUCGCGAAGCGCAAGAGUCCCAACAGACUCAACGUCACGAUGGUCAUCGGGGCCAAACCUUGGCUGGCCGACCCCAAACACCCGCUGUACGAAGCUGGAAGAGCAGCGGUCAAGACAGUGUUUGGCGUGGAGCCGGACCUGAUCCGAGAGGGAGGCACGAUCCCCAUCGCCAGGACCUUCCAGGACGUCACGGGGAAGAGCAUCAUCAUGCUGCCCAUCGGAGGCUUCGACGACGGCCUGCACUCACAGAACGAGAAGAUCAGCAGAUACAACUACAUCGAGGGAACCAAGCUGUUCAUCGCCUACCUGCAUGAAGUGUCUAAGAUCAAGAAGUACUGAUGUGAAGAUCUCUGGAACGAACAAGCAGCUCCAUUACUACUAACACACAUAUACGUCAAAUUAAAGUGUUUUGCAAUGCA